AUGUGUGGCAUUUGGGCAAUAUUUGGAACCUCCGAAGAUAUCACGGAUUAUUUUAACUGCGCCUUAAAAAUUGCUCAUCGUGGUCCUGAUUGUUUUCGUCUAGAAAGCAUACCAAGUUUUGGUAACUCAUGUUUGGCCUUUCAUCGCCUUGCAAUUGUCGACAGCGUCUACGGAAUGCAACCGAUGCGAGUGUUUUCCCUUCCCCACCUCUAUGUCAUCUACAAUGGUGAGAUUUAUAACCACAAAGCAUUGGGAAAGCAGUAUGGUUUUAACUACCACACCAAGUGCGACGGAGAAGUAAUUUUGCAUUUGUAUAACCAAUUUGGGGGUGAGAAGACGGCGCAAAUGAUGGACGGUGUCUUUGCGUUUGUUGUUGUAGAUACAGCAAAGAAGGAAAUCCAUCUUGGCCGCGAUACUUUUGGCGUUCGACCGAUGUUUAUGCUAAAGACGGGAGAUCAAUGUUUAGCAAUCUGCUCUGAAGUCAAGGGUUUGUUGAAGUUGCAGAAAGAUUUGGAUGGUAUAAAAUCUGUCAUCGAACCCUUUCGUCCCGGCCAUCAUGCAAGUUUAUCUUUCAACGAUAAUGGAGUGGCAACGAUAAAGAAGAUGGGGCCUUACACAAGCUUGACCAAGAUACCAGAAUUUGAUUUUUCAGUGAAAGUAAAAAGUGACAUUAAAGAGAACAUUAGAGCACUGUUUACUGAAGCCGUUCGUAAACGUCUCAUGUCUGAUCGACGCAUAGGUUGUCUUUUAUCUGGAGGUCUAGAUUCCAGUCUUGUUGCUGCUGUUUUAGUUAAACUUGCACGUGAAUCUGGUAUAUCUUAUCCCAUCCAAACAUUCUCUGUCGGAAUGACUGGAAGCACUGAUCUUGCCGCCGCCAGAAAGGUUGCUGACUUUCUGAGUACAGAACAUCACGAGUUGGUUUUCACUCCAGAAGAAGGUUUGGCUGCUAUCCCUGACGUCAUAGAGUAUUUAGAAAGUUAUGAUAUCACCACUGUAAGGGCUUCAGUUGGAAUGUAUUUAAUCAGUAAAUACAUUCGUGAGAAGACAGAUACUGUGGUAAUAUUCUCUGGUGAAGGUUCUGAUGAAUUAGCGCAGGGUUAUAUCUAUUUUCACAAAGCUCCCUCUGCUGAAGAAGCUGAUGUUGAAUCGAAACGUCUCCUAGAAGACCUUUACCUCUACGAUGUCCUUCGCGGUGAUCGUUCUACUGCUGCCCAUGGCUUGGAAAUCCGUGUUCCAUUCCUCGAUGUUGCUUUCACAUCCUAUUUUCUCUCCUUAACACCCUCUAUACGUCAACCUCAUGAAAAGGUUGAAAAAUACCUUCUGCGUUCUGCAUUUGACGAGGAAGGUUUACUUCCAAACGAAAUCCUUUGGCGGCCUAAAGAAGCUUUCAGUGAUGGCGUAUCAUCCACCAAAGCUGGCGAGUCUUGGUACGAGAUUAUCCAGAAGCAUUGUAAGAGGAUCGUGAGUGAUAUUAAGUUGGAGACGGCGGCAGAGCGGUAUCCAUUCAGCACUCCCAAGACCAAGGAAGCGUAUUACUACCGCAAAAUCUUCGAGAAUAAAUAUCCUGGGCAAAGUCAUUUAAUUCCUUAUAUGUGGUUGCCCAAGUGGUCUGAAAGCCAAGAUCCGUCUGCACGUACCCUGGCUCAUUACACUCAGGAAUGA
Paramuricea clavata is the source of this 1662-nucleotide messenger RNA. NCBI's taxonomy places the organism in Eukaryota, Metazoa, Cnidaria, Anthozoa, Malacalcyonacea, Plexauridae. The record is from the annotation of a GenBank genome assembly.